CCCCGUUUCCGGAACAAUGUCUGGUACAGUUGGUUGACCACCUGCAUUGGUCAGAGUGGCGCCGCUUGGAUCAAGUGGGGACAAUGGAGCAGCACUCGUAACGAUAUGUUCCCCGACGCAUUCUGCGAGCAGCUCGCAACGUUGCACGCCGCAGCCCCCGCACACAAAUGGAAAUUCUCCGAACAAACCUUGGAAAGCUCUCUCGGAAUCGCGCCGGGAAGCCUGUUGCAAGUAUUUGAUGAAAUCGAUCCAGUCCCCUUGGCGUCCGGUAGUAUUGCGCAAAUUCAUAAGGCUGUGCUGGACGGCAAAUCAAUGGCGGUCAAAAUAAGACACCCUAACGUCGCCGCUCUUAUCGAUAUGGACUUUCGCCUCAUGAAGGCCGCAGCCACCCUUCUGGAUGCGAUUCCGGCUCUUUCUUGGUUGCGCAUUCGGGAAUCGGUGGAACAAUUCAGCCACACCAUGGCGGCACAAGCUUACCUGCACGUCGAAGCACAUCAUUUGGAAGUCUUGAACUACAACUUUCGGUCGUGGCCGCACGUGCGUUUCCCCCAUCCUUUCUACGCAAGCUCGGCCGUUAUUAUGGAAACGUUUGAGCAGGGACAAAUAUGCACCGAAAUUUUCGAUAUGUACGACGAUGUUCAAGGACACGAGCUCAUCCCUCUCAAAAUGGCUCAAUUCCUCGUCACCAACGGUGUUGCGCUGUAUCUGAAAAUGCUCUUGGUCGACAACCUCAUGCAUGCGGAUCUCCACCCUGGAAAUAUCAUGGUCGAUUGCCACUUCAUGUCGGAUCCCAAUCAAAAACUUGGCAAGUUUCGCAUUGCGCUGGUAGACGCGGGCAUGGUGGCCCAACUGACCGACAAAGAGAGUUCCACAUUUAUCGGACUCUUGGCCAGUCUGGGUGAAGGCGAUGGUCAACAGGCGGCCGAAUUUGCCCUCCAGUUCUCUUUGGAAAACCACAUGAACGAAACUCAACGCUCUGCGUUUACCGAGGACAUGGUAACCAUGUUUGCCGAGCGCUGUCGCGGCUACGGAACCGGCGUUGACGUUGGAUACGUCUUGCGUGGCGUUCUUGGACUCAUUCGCGACCACAAGGUCCGUAUUGACGCCAACUUUGCUACGCUGGUGGUGAAUUGUUUGUGCAUCGAAAGUUUGGCCGCCCGCGUUUGUCCCAGCUACAAUGUUCUGGACGCGGCGCGACCCUUGUUG
Messenger RNA from Phaeodactylum tricornutum CCAP 1055/1, 1206 nucleotides. RefSeq lists its product with no specific name. NCBI's taxonomy places the organism in Eukaryota, Bacillariophyta, Bacillariophyceae, Surirellales, Neidiaceae. The annotation marks the transcript as partial. The transcript has 3 exons. The record is from RefSeq and is a predicted model, not a curated record.